CUCUUCACUGCUGACUCGGGAGACCGUGUAACCUUCUGGGGGAUCUGAGCGGCUCACUCUUAAUCACAGAGGUCCCGGUGACAUGAGAUCUCACUUCUUGAACAAAAGCCCUGCUAAGAUUCCUCACAAGACCAUCAUCUGUGCCACCCUGCAGUUUUUGAUUGGCACGACUCUCAUCGUGACGGGCUGCCUUCUGCUGACCGGCUACAUGAAGCACGUGGGGACCAGCCGGGCCAUCGCCGUCCUGAUUGUGGGCAUCUUGGUCUUUGUGCCAGGGUGUUACCAUCUGGUCAUCAUCUAUAGAACCUGCAGAGGCUGCCAGGACUACUCCUACAGUGACCUUCCGGACUGUGAGGACUAGACCACAACAGCAAGAAAGGGGGCCGGCUGCU
Molecule: messenger RNA, 392 nt
Organism: Phodopus roborovskii (desert hamster)
Lineage: Eukaryota; Metazoa; Chordata; Mammalia; Rodentia; Cricetidae
Product: transmembrane protein 230-like
Exons: 1
Coding region: 83-361 (92 amino acids)
Biological process (GO): synaptic vesicle transport
Cellular component (GO): synaptic vesicle; endomembrane system
Source: RefSeq, a predicted model, not a curated record